AUGUGGGUCAACGGCAGUGCCAGCUUAGCUGCAGAAAUCUACCAGCUGUAUGCCUUGGUGCUACAGCUCGUCGAUAGAAGAAGCAUUUUUUAUUACAAUCCCGGCAGGCUGGACUGUGACUGGCAGCGGUGGCAGCCGCGGGGCAGCUUGAGCGGCCAACCGCAGUGGGUGUGGCACAAUCGAGUGCCCUUUGCCCAGCUGAAAGAGCAACAGACCAGCGAGCUGUUUGUUUUGGCCUGCUUGCCAGCGAGCUUUGACGUGUCCGGCCUAGCUGGGUUAUCUGCGAGUCUGAAUCACCUGAGAGAUAUGCCUGUCCUCAUUGAGCUAUUGGACAGCAGCGCUAUUCAUCAAUCGAACAAGGACUUGUUGGCUAGUCAAGUCCUGGCCUAUUGCCUGAAGAAUUCCAUGCUCAAUGUGGCGCUUUACUUUCAGCAAGACAGAAGCCAUUUGACUCUGUACAGCUUCUCAGCAUUCCCCAGAUUCAGGCUGAUCAAACGAAACCUACUGCACUCUAGAUUAGCUGGAGGAGAAAAUGAACUCUUUCCUGACCAGUUGGCCAAUCUUGGAGGCUACACUGUGCGCAUCAUGCCUGGUUAUUCCGAACCAACUUCAAUCAUUCAGCGCGAUGCAAACGGAGAGCAACGUAUUUCGGGCUACGGAUGGCGCUUGAUGGAGACAUUUGCGCAGAAGAUUGGGGCCAAUAUUUCAAUCGUCUUGCCCACUUGGCGGCGGGGGAGAAUCUUAACCGAGGCCUAUAUGUUGGAGUUCACAAGGAAUGGAAGCAUCGACUUUGGUCUGAUCAAUACACAAAUGACCCACAAAUUUAAGAGCAGGUACUAUCAAUACUCGUAUCCCCUCUUUUAUGGCGGCUGGUGCAUUAUGUUGCCGAUCAAGCGUCACAUAGACCUGCGGGUCGUAUUCAUGAGAGUCCUGGAGGCAAAGGCAUUGGCUCUGCUACUCAUCAGUUUAGGCUCCUGCUAUUUUUUGCUCCAUGUGGAUCGCAUGAUCGUUCCAGCUUGGCUUCGCUAUUGCUUACGUAGACUGCGGAUAACACCCUGGAUACUAGCUCUCCUAGUGCUGUGCGCCUGCCAGGCCCAGUUGUUUUCAUUGAUCAUCAUGUGUCCCAUGGAAGCACCCAUUGACAGCUUUGACACCUUGCUAGCAUCGAAUCUGCGUAUUUUUGCUCUGCGCGAGGAAUUCGACGACUUGGACGAUGAAUUCCGCGCCAGAUAUGCGUUAGCAUUCAGGUUGACUGGAAAUCUCACGAGGUUUUUCCAGCUGCGAAAUAGCUUCAACACGAGCUGGGCCUACCCAAUCACAGCCGUCAAAUGGGUCGUAAUGAAUGAGCUGCAGAGCUACUUUCAAAGGCCGGUCUUUCGCUACUCUGAGCUGUGCUUGUCGCAGAACUAUCCCUACAGCAUCCUGUUGGCCGACGAGUCCAUAUUCCGCAGAAGAUUGAUGAUGUUCACCAUGAGAUCGCGCUCGUCCGGCCUCAUCAAUUAUUGGAUGCGACACAGCCUCAUCGAUAUGGUCAAAGCUGAUCGCAUGAAAAUCAAGGACUACAGCACGCCCAGCCAGGUGCAGCCGCUGCGACUGCAGGACCUUCGUUAUGUGGCACUCUGCCUUGGCGUCGGCUUACUUCUGGCAGCCACUGUGUUCGUGGCUGAGCUGCUGCCGUUCUAUGUCAAUGUGUGGCUGGAUAGCUUGUAG
Messenger RNA from Drosophila mojavensis, 1710 nucleotides. RefSeq lists its product as uncharacterized. Bases 1 to 1710 code for a protein of 569 amino acids. The record is from RefSeq and is a predicted model, not a curated record. NCBI's taxonomy places the organism in Eukaryota, Metazoa, Arthropoda, Insecta, Diptera, Drosophilidae. The transcript has 2 exons.